AUGAAAGGCAUUGUAUGGACUGAAACAAUCACCAUGUACAUGGUUUGGGCGGUCCACCAAGGCAAUGAAGAACGAUGGUUUAACUCAAAUCAUACUCUGUUCUUGAAACAUCAUAAAGGGAAUGUAACAGCUUUAAUAAUCUAUAUUGACGAUAUGAUUAUUACUAGAAAUGAUAAACAUGAAAUAUCUCAUAUACAAGACAAUUUGGCUACUGAAUUUGAUAUGAAGAAUCUAGGUGGACUCAAAUAUUUCUUGGGAAUUAAGGUGGCCCAAUCACAACAAAGCCUAGUUCUCUGUCAAAGGAAAUAUGCAUUGGACUUGUUGACAGACACAGGAAUACUAGAUUGUAAACCUGUAGACGCUCCUAUUGUUCAGAAUCAUCAUCUUUUCGAAUACCUGGAUCAAGUUCCAACUAACAAAGAAAGAUACCAAAGGUUAGUUGGAGGAUUGAUCUACUUGUCUCAUACUCGACCAGACAUUGCUUAUGUGGUGAAGGUUGUCAGUCAAUUUAUGCAUUCUCCGAAUGCAGAUUGGGCAAGCAGUGUAAUAGAUAAAAGGUCCACAUCCGGUUACUUCACAUUCGUGGGAGGAAAUUUGGUGACAUGGAAGAGCAAGAAACAUAAGGUAGUAGCUUUAUCUAGAGCAGAACCCGAGGUCAAAGGCAUGACUAAAGGAAUUUGUGAGCUCUUUUGA
Prunus armeniaca (apricot) is the source of this 693-nucleotide messenger RNA. The record is from the annotation of a GenBank genome assembly. Lineage: Eukaryota; Viridiplantae; Streptophyta; Magnoliopsida; Rosales; Rosaceae.